This is a messenger RNA of Cyclopterus lumpus (lumpfish), 1776 nucleotides long. RefSeq names its product tissue factor pathway inhibitor 2 (gene tfpi2). The transcript is spliced from 5 exons. The record is from RefSeq and is a predicted model, not a curated record. Bases 16 to 717 code for a protein of 233 amino acids. Lineage: Eukaryota; Metazoa; Chordata; Actinopteri; Perciformes; Cyclopteridae. Gene Ontology annotation, biological process: negative regulation of peptidase activity. Gene Ontology annotation, molecular function: serine-type endopeptidase inhibitor activity. Gene Ontology annotation, cellular component: extracellular region.
GACCGCAGUUGCACAAUGGAGUUUUGCACAUUAGCGCUGUUGACACUCAUCUCCUCGGUUUACAGCGUGUUGGCGCUGUCACCUAAAGUGUCCGUGUCUCUGCUGCUUUCAGGUGCGUGUCUCCUUCAAGUGGACGAGGGGUCUUGCAGAGGAGAAAUUGAGCGGUACCACUACAACACUAUCACCCAAAAGUGCGAGACUUUCUCCUAUGGAGGUUGCAAAGGGAAUGCCAAUAACUUCAAGAGUUAUCAGGAGUGCCUCAAAUCAUGUUUCAGAAUCCCAAAGGUUCCUCAAAUCUGCAGGUUUCCUAAAGAGGAGGGACCCUGCCGUGCCCUCUUCCACCGCUACUUCUUCAACAUGACCACCAUGCAGUGUGAGUCCUUUCACUACGGUGGCUGCCAGGGCAACUCCAAUCGCUUCCAAGACCUUGCCACUUGUAAGGAGUACUGCAGUCCACGAAAAACUAUUCCUGUGCUCUGCCUGGACCCUCUGGACAAAGGGAGGUGUUCAGCCUCCAUUCCUCGGUUUUACUACAACACAGUCACCAAGAUGUGCGACGAGUUCAUCUACUCAGGCUGCGGAGGGAGCAGCAAUAAUUUUGUAUCGAGGCAGAACUGCAUGAGCGUGUGUGUUAAAGGGAAAAAACCCACAAGACAAGACAAAGGUCGUCGAAUGAGACGGAACAGAAAUAACCGGAUCACUUUCUUGCAGGCGUAGACGUCUGAAACUCAGGGAUUCUCACUUGGACAAGUCCUUACAGGAAACUUAAUGAACUGAUGGUUUUAUGCCAAAAGGUUGACCGGCUCUUCUUUGUUGUUACUAGAAGAGUGGCGCAGACACACAUUUCCACUGUAUUUGUAUGUAAUGCUUUAUGAGCUACUUCAAUUGUGAUUUCAAGGAGGUUUGUUUCUGCACUAAUGUUCCUGAUUGUGUAUUUUGAUAUUGUAUGUGUGUAAUAUGUGUUGCAUAAGCAAUACAAACAUUUUUAUUUGCCAAACUAUUUUAUAAGCACAUUUAUUUUGAUAAAAAUAUGCAGAAUUGUAUAAAGUAUCUUGCCAUUUCUUUGUACUUUAAUGAUGCCGAUAGUAUUAUUUGAAUAAUUAACUCAAAAUGUGUUGCUUCAACCACAGCAGUGUUGCAUAUAUUCAAGGGUGUCUUUAUUUGUUUUACCAAAGGACAACAAUACUGCAGCAAAAAAACAAAAACAUAGAACAGGCUUGACUGGUUCCUUCAUUUUCUCCCAAUCAUUUUCACUUUAUCUCUCGGCCUCCUCAUUCCUUAGUAAUGCUGCCGUCUUUCCCUCCUUAUCUCGAAUACUAUGCAAGGCCCUCAACCCUAUCUCGGUUGCCUCUGCAUAGCCUCGAAUCAGGAAGGAAGCAAACACGUGACUGUGGCAGCUUCAUUAGAAGGUGUCUGCAUGUUUAGAGGAGAAGAAACAGGAGGAUUACAAAAAUUGAAUCAUAUAAGCCUCCAACAAUGUUUUCAGCAAUUACUAAGCAAUUCCAAUAAAAUGCACUCAAUUAUAAAUGGGAAUGGGUCCAUGCACAACACAUGUUAAGCUAACAAAUGCACACGCAUUUUGUAGAUAAUAUACUUCAUGUAACACAGGAGAAAUCAAAUUGCUUUGUAACACCAUUAAGGGAAAGAUGCUAUUAAUUCAAAAUAUUCUGUGGUUCAAAAAUAUCCCGACAGUACUAAAUCUCUGCUUGGUUUCACCUCCUACAAUAGAAUAAUUGAUAGUGUGAUUUUUCAGACAAUAAAUAUUGAUGGAAGAUA